AUGGAAACGUUAAUGAUGGAGACAGACAAGUAUGAAACCAAGGACGUGUUUGCAGUUGAUGAAACACCUGUAUUGUACACUAUGCCACCUAUUCAAAAUGCAUUGGAUGAAGGACGAAUGCGUUGCAAAAAACGCUUUAUCGUGUCUUUAGCAGCAAAUGCAGAUGGAUCGGAGAAGCUGCAGCCGCUUUUUGUGUCGCAUCAUGAACAUCCCACGUGUUUUCGCAAGAAAACGGCUGAACAGCAUGGACUGCACUACUUUAGCAACAACAAGGCGUGGAUGACGGGCGUCAUUUUCUCGCGCUGGCUACAGCGACUCGACUUUGCCAUGGCAAACCAAAAGCGCCGCAUUCUGCUUUUUAUCAAUGACAUGCCGUCACACGUGGUUGCGCACCUUGACCUCACGAACGUCGUGGUUUUCAUUCUAACUCCUGCUGUCAUGCAGAUGCUGAACCCCAUUACAUCCCGCGUCGUGACCACCUUCAAAAAGCGUUUUCGUCGCUACCAUUUGCGCCACGCAAUUGACAAGGCAGAUGCGAAGAGCGCCAGGUUUGAUGUGGAUGUUCUCCAGGCAAUGAAGUGGGCUGCUACGAGUUGGGAAGAGAUCACGACGGAGACGAUUAAGCGCGCUUGGAUUCCCACGCAACUUGUGCGCAACCGUGUGGAAAUGGACGACCAUGACCUUUUGCAGGAAGAAGAAGAGUCUGUAUUGGACACGGAAUUGGAGCACUUGAUGCUUUUCCUGCGUCUGGCGGACCCUAUUCCAAUGAUAGAGUAUCUGAACGACGAGACGAUGUCUGAUUAUCCGGUGCACGAAGACAAGUUUGACGUGGUGUCAAACGUGCAUGAAGUCCCAGAAGAUGAAGUGGAUGAGUCCGUGGAGGAAUGUCCGGGUCGUACUUUGUCAUUGCAGGAGAAACUGAAAGCGUUUCGUGAUGUGCUGCACGUCCUUAAGGACCGAAAUGAUGCUGAUGACAGCGCUUUGAAUGCAAUUCGACGAGUACAAGAUGCGAUUCGAAUGGAGGGUCAGAAAGAGGCAUUGGGAGCUUUAAGCAGCCAUGAUGGAGAGGCAAAGAACGCUUUUGACCUAGAUACAUCUAGUGACGUCGUCAAUGCUUCUGCGGUGACUGCACUGGAAGUUGACAGCCAGCAGCACAUGGACGCAUCUUCGCUGUUGGAUCCGUCAGAGAACUCGGCUCUUUCCGCGGCUUCCGCUUCUUUAGCUGAAGGAGCAGGUGUAGUAGACCCCGCCAGUGUGAUGAUGGAUGGAGCUGCUGAUGGCGAAAGCUGCCAGCACGUUAACGAUGGCGAUGGAGGGUCUUUUUUGGGUUUCGUGAUCGUGGAGCUUUCUUGUGGGCGACAGCAUGGGAAUAAGUUGAGAGCUAAGGAACCAAGUGCUGCAACGCUGUUGUCGUUACCACGACACGAAGACAUUCAGCAGCAACACUGA
This is a messenger RNA of Peronospora belbahrii, 1449 nucleotides long. Lineage: Eukaryota; Oomycota; Peronosporomycetes; Peronosporales; Peronosporaceae. The record is from the annotation of a GenBank genome assembly.